Penicillium macrosclerotiorum is the source of this 729-nucleotide messenger RNA. RefSeq names its product DUF3632 domain-containing protein. The transcript has 2 exons. The record is from RefSeq and is a predicted model, not a curated record. Lineage: Eukaryota; Fungi; Ascomycota; Eurotiomycetes; Eurotiales; Aspergillaceae. Bases 1 to 729 code for a protein of 242 amino acids.
AUGGACGCUCCUUCACUGGAUGACAAUAUUUCACUCGAAGCCUGUCGGAAACAGAAGAACCUAGAUCCUUUUGAAAAAAGACUAUUUUGCAUUCUGAACGAUGUGCUCCAACCUGACGUCUCUUUGCCAUCGGAAGCCGCUAGGCUCGUUAACAAGUUGAUCGAAGAAAAGAACUCGGUGAAAGAAACGGAAGACUUUCUAUGGUUGUUUUGGGGUCUUGUCAUUCGAUGCAUUCGACUGGUGCCACACACCCACCCGAAUCAAAUUGUUAACUCCGGGAACAAAGUCAAUAUAAACAGUGGAAAUGCCGAGGAAAUUGCACAGUGGAUUAACCAAAACUCCUUCAUGGCCAGACUGGUGGGUGAAGGCUUGCUCGACUGGACCAACCUGGUCAUCUGGAUGAUGCGCGAAGCUCUGGAAGAGUCUCCAUCCCAAGGACAAUCGUCAGCCGACUGUUAUGUGUUAGUGGUGGGUGAAUGGAUGACCUAUGCGGGAGAAGUAAUCUUCCACCAAGUCAACGAUGAACAUCUCACCGAGCAACAGCAAAGGAUGACGAAGGGAGGCUCUCUCUACCGCGGUAAUGCGGGCCUGUGCCGAGAGAGAUGGGACUUUUGGAGAACACGGCUUGGGGAGCUCGGCCAAGUUGUCUCACCAGAUGCACAGCCAAUUGCACGAAGUGCACUAGAGAGGAUGGCGGAUAUUGAAAGGACAUGUAAACAUCGACCUUGA